AUGAUUUCAUUGUUAACAUAUUUGCUGAGUGGGAAAAUUCUUUCAUAUUCAUUUUAUUGCCAUUUUCAUUCCCAUUGGAUUCACCAAAAAAAAAGAGCGAGUGGAAGAAGAAAACAGCAGGAACUUCGUAGCAGGAAAUUGAUAAAAAAUGUUCCAGCAUUUGCAAAUUGUGUAUUGAAGAAGAGCAUGGCGAAUUAUCUUGAUGAUAAAUUUCCCCUUCAUCCAUUACCUUCAACAAUUGAAUCCAAUCGGAACCAAUUUAAUUCAAUUCAACGAAUUCAACAGCGCGGAAGAAAUUUUCCAAUUGAAACACAAAUUGACGCUAAUUCACCGUCAAAAGAGCUUCUUAAGCAGUCGUUAAACUGA
Clunio marinus is the source of this 366-nucleotide messenger RNA. NCBI's taxonomy places the organism in Eukaryota, Metazoa, Arthropoda, Insecta, Diptera, Chironomidae. The record is from the annotation of a GenBank genome assembly.